Molecule: messenger RNA, 1246 nt
Organism: Mercenaria mercenaria
Lineage: Eukaryota; Metazoa; Mollusca; Bivalvia; Venerida; Veneridae
Exons: 7
Coding region: 108-977 (289 amino acids)
Source: RefSeq, a predicted model, not a curated record
UUUGCCUUGAGCUUCAAGGAAAUGCGUUUGCAUGAAAUCAGUUGAUAUUUAAAGGAACGUGUAAGGGCCUAAAUAGUGUUUGAGGCGGAUAGAAAAGCAGACAGAAAAUGAGGCUUACAGUGUUUAUCCUGUUGGUUAUGGUUUCAUGCUGCCUUGGUCACAAAGGGAGGAGUCAAGACAGAUACCGUUAUAGCAAGAACUACAGGUUUAGAAGACCGACGAUUUUUCCCAAUCCUUUUACAAGUACAAUGAUGCCGCGAACGACGACAACAACAUUGCCGCCACCAAGCAGACCAAUCGAUUCCCGAGACGACAUUGAUUCCGCAAGGAUCGGUGUCAGAAUACCACCACGAGAGUGUGUCAUAUCCUAUAGCGAUUUCGUAACGCACGUUGCUGACAUGGACUAUAUCUCUCCCUACGGUAUUGACAACGACUAUCCUAUAAGUGAAUUAAUUUCAUUCAAGUGGGCAGUCAAGUGGAAGCUGAUAAACGACACUCAUAUUGAUAGACUCGGAAGUUAUUGGGAUGAUACUACAAAAAUGUGUGGUUUCCUUGACUCGACGUUCAAACGAAUUGAUGAAACAAAAGCAAUUUUUGGCCCAGCAACAGGAGCCACCGGCGCGUUUGUUACAUCUACCAGGAAAGAUUACAUAUUGAGUUUUGAUGUGCAAAAUCACGUUAUGCAAUACGUUUGCUAUAGUGGAGUAGAUGAGAGCAGGUGUAAGGACGCUGAGAUUUUCCUUUUGGUCAAGGAACAGAGACCAAACCAACCGGGCAGUGAUGGUAAAGUUACUGGGGAGAUUUGUUUGGACGACAUAGACUGGCGCCUGAUUGAAGAAACCUUCAAAAACUGUUUGGGACAGCAGUUUGUAGACGAUACAGACCCACAAAUCAUGUGGCUUUGGGAGAAUGAUGGCGAGGCAACUGAGGAGUGCGCAAAGCCAGGAACACCUGCUUUUCGGAGUAGUCUAAAGUAGAUGAUCACGGAAAAUUAGCCGCCACAUCGGCUCUCGUUCCAGUAUUUGGCUACCCAUGCUAUUUUACAUUUUGAUUUCAUUGCGAUUCGUAUUAUUUACUUCAGAGUUAUUUCUGCGGAGAUCUCGGAAGAGAAUCUUUCCAACCUUUCCAACAAUCAGUUGAUGAGUAUUUCUGUUCUGUUUUAAAAUUUGAAUGUCGAUUCAGACAAACGAUGUUAUUCAGUAAACGUUCGUGGUAUGACAUUAAAGGAAAUAAAUUAGAGUCGAUA